Phacochoerus africanus (Common warthog) is the source of this 1028-nucleotide messenger RNA. RefSeq names its product olfactory receptor 1L3-like. Gene Ontology annotation, molecular function: G protein-coupled receptor activity; olfactory receptor activity. NCBI's taxonomy places the organism in Eukaryota, Metazoa, Chordata, Mammalia, Artiodactyla, Suidae. Gene Ontology annotation, cellular component: membrane. Gene Ontology annotation, biological process: G protein-coupled receptor signaling pathway. The record is from RefSeq and is a predicted model, not a curated record. Bases 38 to 1015 code for a protein of 325 amino acids. The transcript has a single exon.
CUGACAGUAUUGUUUAUCUGUAAGUACACACACAUCCAUGGGAAUGUCCAACCUCACAAGACUCUCUGAAUUCAUCCUAUUGGGACUCUCUUCUCACCCAGAGGAACAAAAACCACUCUUUGUCCUCUUUCUUAUCAUGUACCUGGUCACCUUGAUGGGAAAUCUGCUCAUCAUCUUGGCUAUCCGCUCUGAUCCUCAACUCCAAAACCCCAUGUAUUUCUUCCUAAGUGUCUUGUCCUUUACUGAUAUUUGCUACACAACAGUUAUAGUCCCCAAGAUGUUGCUGAACUUCCUAUCAGAGACAAAGACCAUUUCCUACAAUGAAUGCCUGGCACAGAUGUAUUUCUUCCUGGCCUUUGGAAACAUGGACAGUUAUCUCCUGGCAGCUAUGGCCAUUGACCGCUAUGUAGCCAUUUGUAACCCUUUCCACUAUGUCACUGUUAUGAACCACAGACGCUGUGUGCUGCUACUGGCUGCCCUCACAGAUUUCUCCUACCUUCACUCCCUCCUGCAUGUCCUCCUGGUCAGUCGGCUCACCUUCUGUGCAUCAAAUAUUAUCCAUCACUUCUUCUGUGAUGUGAACCCCGUUCUGAAGCUGGCCUGCUCGUCUACAUCUGUCAAUAGAGUUGUUGCCAUGACAGAAGGGCUGGCCUCUGUGAUGGCCCCAUUUGGCUGCAUUGUCAUCUCUUACCUGAGAAUCCUCAUUGCUGUCCUCAAAAUCCCCUCAGCUUCUGGAAAAUGCAAAGCCUUCUCCACCUGCAGCUCCCAUCUCACUGUGGUGACUCUGUUUUAUGGGAGUAUUAGUUAUGUGUAUUUCCAGCCAUUGUCCAGCUACUCUGUCAAGGACCGAAUAGCAACAGUCAUCUACACUGUGCUGACAUCAAUGCUGAACCCAUUUAUCUACAGUUUAAGAAAUAAAGACAUGAAACAGGGCUUGGAAAAACUGAUAAGCAGGAUUAAGUCUCAUAUGGAUAGUCUUUCCACUGCUAACUCCAUGAAAAUUUGUGGACCCUGAUUACAAAGUGUGG